GCCGUUUAGUGAUUACCCUAAUUAGAAGACUCGACCCCUCAUUUAGAUGGCCGUGCCCGCCUAUCCUUAGCAGCGUUCCGCCGGCGGGAAGGUAGCGUUUUCCAGCCUUUUUCUUAUUAACAUAAAGCUCCAACUCCGGCAACAAGUAUACCAAAAAACAGAAGGCCAUAGCGCAGCAGCUAAGCUAAGCUUGUGCAUAGAGGGUUGAUGCAGUAUCUGCGAUGGAUUUCGAAACAAACUAUGAGAUUGAAGAUACUGCUGAUUUCAUUCACCGCCGCAACUUCUCCAGGGUUGCUUUGCAGUUCCCUGACGAGUUGUUGAAGGAUUCCAUGAGAGUGGUGGGUGCUUUGAGAGACAAGCUUCAGUUACUGAAAGAAUCAGGCUCUGGAACACAACGAGAUGGUGCUAAAGAGGUUAGACUCUUUGUAAUGGCAGAUGCAACUUAUGGAAGUUGUUGCGUGGAUGAAGUUGGUGCGUCGCAUAGCGAUGGUGAAUGCGUCAUUCAUUACGGACAUACGUGUCUCAGCCCAAGCUCAACCCUUCCAGCAUUCUUUGUUCUCGGAAAAGCUUCAGUUGAUGCUUCGAAGUGUGCUGAAAGUUUGUCGAAUUAUGCAUCAACAAGUGGAAAACCGGUUCUGGUACUUUAUGGCCUAGAGUAUGCACAUGCCAUCUCACAUAUCCAGGAUGUAGUUGUUUCAGUAUUAUCAUCCUUAAAUGCGUCCACCUCAUCUUGUGAAUAUCACUUUGCUGAUGUUGCAUCUCGAGUAACCGAUCCCCCAAAGCUAUGUGAAAAUUCUGAGAACCUGAGACCAGACUGUGAUUGUGAUACUAGUUGUGAGGGUGUCACAUCUGGUUUUACUGGUAGCAUUGGAGGUCUGAUCUGGAGUCUACCCAAAGGAAGCAAGAUGGAAGAUUACUCUCUUUACUGGAUUGGCUCUGAAAAUUCAGCAUUUGCAAAUGCAGUACUGACAUUCAAUGGAUGUGAAAUAGUCAGAUACGAUGUGGAGCAAGGUUGCUUGAUGACAGAUUUAUCUCUACAAAGAAAGAUACUCAAGAGGAGAUAUUACCUAGUGGAGAAGGCAAAAGAUGCAAACAUUGUUGGGAUACUGGUUGGAACUCUUGGAGUAGCUGGUUACCUCAACAUGAUUCAUCAGAUGAAGGACUUAAUAACUGCUGCAGGAAAGAAGGCUUACACUUUUGUAAUGGGUCGACCCAAUCCUGCAAAACUUGCCAACUUCCCUGAGUGUGAUGUUUUCGUGUAUGUCUCCUGUCCGCAAACUGCUCUCCUGGACAGUAAAGAGUUCUUAGCUCCAGUCAUUACUCCAUUUGAAGCCAUGCUAAGUUUUAGCAGGGGAAGGGAAUGGACCGGAGCAUAUGUUACGAAAUUCUGGGAUUUGAUUGAUUCCCCUCUACCAAAUGUAAGACAUGAUCCUGAAGAGGCCCGUUUCUCACUCAUACAAGGCAGAUACGUUGAGGACUUCAGUUCCAAAGAGAACGUGGAAGAGGAAGAAGAGAAUGGAAGGGUUGUUGCUCUAUCAACCACAAUGGAGAAGGCUCUACAACUGCGAGACAAAAGUACUACUAUGAUAACCAGCAAUGGGAAGGGAGCUACAUCGGGGGCAGAAUAUUUUGCCACCAGAAGAACUUAUCAUGGCCUGGACAUGUACCACGACAGUGGUUCUACGGUGGAGCCGUUCUUGAUUGGCAGAAGUGGGAAGGCAUCUGGUUAUGAAGGCGAGAGAAACAAGCCUGAUACUGAAGCUAAGAAUUAACAAGGCAGUUUCGGUGGCACAUCCUUGUGUUGUAUAGUUGCAGCACAGGAAGAGAUGAAAGGAUUUUUGGUCAGCAAUUCUGGGUCCCCCAACUUUCACAUUACUUAUCGACUUCUAUUUCAGAUUCAACGUUUUAAGCAUGUGGCCAUGGUGAAGAAGUAAAGAUUCCUCGUUGAGCUCCUUAUCUAUAAAUGCUGAAUUCAUACAUCUAAAUUGGGGGAGCUUGGUUGAGAAGAAAUUGGAUAAGGGACUCGUGGCAGAGUUACGCAAGUAGCAACGGUGGGCGGUGGCACUGUGGUGGGAAAAUUGCUGGAGGAAUUGCCUUGUGUAGUUGUGUUGCAGCAAAGAUGGAGAAGCUUGAAGGUAGCAUCGAGCUGCUGAGGGAGUUCAAGCACGUCCUUGCAGCUAUCAUGGAUAGGGUUAUAACUUACGACUGCUGCUUCAUACUAGUGACCAGUUGCCUUUGAGAAGUUUCUUGCUGGUGUAGGUAAAGACUUGUGUUGCAAAGUGGUCACAUAUAGUGUUGUUU
Molecule: messenger RNA, 2301 nt
Organism: Linum tenue
Lineage: Eukaryota; Viridiplantae; Streptophyta; Magnoliopsida; Malpighiales; Linaceae
Source: the annotation of a GenBank genome assembly